GAUCUAGCAGUAAAAUUGCUAAAACGGUAACACUGAUUAACAAAGACAUUAAAAAAAUCGAAAAAAUUGCGAAUUCGCGGAGGAAGAUGAGCGAAGAAGCAGAAGCAAUAAUAGAAAUAACUAAAAAAACGCGAAAACCAUAAUAAUAAUAACAAAAGAAGUGUGCACAAUUUUAGAACCAAUUGCACAAAAUAUAUACCUAUAUAUAUAUAUAUAUAUAUAGACAAAUGAAGCAACAAAGCGGAGAGACGGAGGACAAUUGAGAGCGAAUCAAUAAAUAAUAACAAAAAGCGAGAAGAAAACGGAGAAGUCAGCAGCGCCUUCACAUGUAUUAGUUCGUGUGUGUGUGCGCGCGUGUGUGAGUCCGCGAAUGAGUGUGUGUGUGCCUGUGAAACAAACAAUAUUUCCUUUCAAGACAACAACAACAAAAAAUGAGGAAAUCAAGUAAGGAAUUAAUAAUAAUAACAACAACAACAUCAGCAGUAGCAGGAGAAGAAGCAGUACCACCACAAACACAAACAACAACAGCAGCAGCGGCAGCGUCGUCGUCCAGCGACGUCAGCGUCGCCGCAUGGAAAUCGCAAAAAACCGCAUGACAAGAAAAUGGAAAAUUUUUGUUCAGCCAAAAAAACCAAAUGUGAACGCAAAGCAAAAGGCAAAACCAGGGAGAGAAAAACAAAACAAAAUCGAAGGAAACAACGUGCAUGUGUUUGAGUGCUACAAAGUUCAAGAAGGAGAAACAACAAAAAGAAGUUUUUAAUUCAGAUAAAUAAUAAGACAAAAGGAAAGGAAAAAGCCGGAGAGAAGCGAAAGAGCAAGAGAGAUUGCAGAAGAAGCAGCAGCAGCAACAAGAAGCAACAUAAAAAAGAAAAUCGAGAAAUUAAAUACUAAACAAGCAAAGCGGCACAAACACAAACAACAAAAUAAUAUUAAGUAAAUGAGGAGAAAAGCAGGAAGAGAAAGAAGCAGCCGGUAAAAUUUAAAAAAAAAACGCUCUAACAAAAAACAAAGCCGCUUAAAUAAAACUAAAAUUUAAAAUCAAUGAAAAAACAGCGCAAAAAAAUAUAAAUCCGUGCAAUACAAACUAAUUAAGCUCUGCCGGUGUCCAGUUAGGAAACACCAUACAUAACAUCGUUGCAGUUGUGGUUGCAGAGUUCCAGAACCUAAAAAAAAGAAUCGCAACUACAUAAAAUAUAUAUAAUAAUAUAUUAAUUAUUAUAUCGCUGCCAUGGCCAGCAGCGCGACAAAUGUCGACGGCGGCGGCAGCGCAACGUCGGCGGCGCUGCCCUCGUUAUUUUCGAGCUCUGCUAGCGUUGCUGCCGCCGUUGGCGCCGCUGCCGGCGUUAAGGAUAUGGACGGACUGAUUGCCAUUAACGAUAGCGCCCUAUCGCAACAGAUCGAAUUUAUACUGCAAGAUGCUCCCAUGGAGCAGGACGACGAUCCGCAUCAGCAUCAGCAUACGCACCAUCAUCAAACGCACUCUCAUCCCCAACAUCAUCUUCAGCAUCAUCACAAUCCUCACCAGCAGCAGCAUACGCAUCAUCAUCUCAAGCUAGAGAGCAGCAGCAGCAGCAACAGCAACAACCACCCACCGACAGUAGCAGCAGCUUCCGCAGCAGCAGCCACUGUGAACACAACAAACAACAGCGCUUCCUUCAAUAACAACAACAACAACAACAAUAGCAGCAGCAAUGGCAGCAGCAGCAACAGCAAUCACUUGGAUAGCCAACUGGUCCUCCAACAGCAGCAGCAGCAGCAUCAUCUCCUCAAUGGUCGCCGCAUCAUCAUUCAAACCACCAGCAGUGGCAGCAACAACACUACAGUUUUGGCCGCCAGCGACAUUAAAGAGGAGGAGGAGGAGGAAGAGGAUCCCGAGUUAAACGAUGAAAACCUGCAGGACAUUGAGGAAGAGGCCCAGGCAGCAGAGGCUGAUGAAGAGCCGGAAUCAACGGCCCAUCAUCAUCAUCUGUCGUCGUCGCGGGUUAAGCUGGAGCUGGAAGAGGAUGAGGAGAUGCCCGAUGAAGAUGAUGAAGAGGAGGAGGAUGAGGAUGAAGAUGAGCAUGCCCAUGGCCAGUUGGAAUACCAAAUCAGCACAAGUAGUGCGGGGACAGCAACAGCAGGAGGAGGAGGAGGAGGAGCAGCAGCAGCAGGAGGAGCAGCUGGUGGCCAGCAGUUGGUACAAUUGCCAGCCGGCAGUAUAGUGAGCACCACCCACCGUUUGGCUGUGCCCGUUACCGAGGCAGCCCUUGUCCAGCUUCAAAGGCGACCUGUGUAUAUAAGCAAUGCGGUGGGUGGUUUGACAGCUGGAACAACAUAUGUACGUAUGCCGGCAACAGCGGUGAUCAGUAGGAGUCCCAUGACGGUGCUGAAUGUGGUGCAGCAGGCGAUGCCGGCCACUCAAUUGAUAUUGCAGACACAGGCGCCAGUGCAGCAGCAGCAACAGACGCAGUCUACGGAACAGCAAUUGGCCUUGGCCUUGGCCCAGCAGCAGCAGCAACAGCAGCAGCAACAAAACCAUCCACAAUAACAACAACAACAACAACAGUAGUUCCAACAACACCAACAACAACAACAGUAACUCCAACAACACCAACAACAUCAACAUCAACAACACCAACACCAACACUAGCAACAGCAACACCAACAGCACACCAACAACACCAGCAACACCAACACCAACACCACACCAACAACACCAACAAACACCAACAACACCAGUUACCAGUGCGUGGAAUGUGUUGAAAAAUUUGAUUCAAAGGAACUUUUCGACAUUCAUCGCAGUGGCCAUGCCAACAAUAUGAAAUGCGCCAUCUGCAACAUGGUUCUCAAGUCUCUGAAGAAUUAUGAGAAGCACUGCCUACGCUGUAAGCCCUACGAGUGCCAGAUUUGUGGUCGUGUUGUACGCUUUCGUCCAAAUUUCAUUAAACAUAUGAGGGUACAUACGGGUCAACAAUCGGAGCGACACAAAUACAAAUGCGAGGUGUGCCACAAGGAGUUUAUGAGCUUCGAAUACUUCAAGGUGCACAAGAAAAUUCACAAUGAGAAUGUGAAUUUAACCUGCGAGAUAUGCGGCAAGGUGUUUAGUGCUUUGGCCUCGCUGCGUGGCCAUUCAAAAUUGCAUUCGGGCGUUAAAUUGCACAAAUGCGAUGUCUGCGGCAAGGGCUUUGGGCAGCGUUAUAACCUCAAGAUUCAUGCCAGAACGCAUACGGGUGACUUUCCCUUUGAGUGCAAAAUCUGCAAGAAGAAAUUGCAUACACAAUCCUCGCUACAGACGCACAUGCAGGUCCAUUUAAGGGAUCAGCCAGGGGCAGCGGUGGCAUCCUCAAAGGCGGCUUCAAACAGUAGUAAUUCAAGCAACAGCAGCAAUUCCAGCAGCAGCAAUUCGAGCAGCAACAGUGGAACGGCAGCAGCGGCAGCCACAACAACGACAAUCGUAAAGCUAGAACCGCCUCAUGAGCUAGAUCGUCCCGGCACCAGCAACCAAAUGCAACAGCAGCAACAGCUGCAACAUCAAAUGGAGCUGGAUGAACACUCGGGUUUAAGCGGGGACGAGGAGGAUGUCUUGGGGGGCGGCAAUGUAAUGGUUAACUCCUCCUCCUCGCAUAUUGUGAAUGCAACCACCAAUCGCUUGACCACCGGUGAGGAUUCAUCCAAUGAAUCCUCGAAUGCCCCGCACUCGCACUCCUCCUCAAACUCGCCAGCCACGCAGCAGCCACAGCAGCAGCAGCAGCAGCAUCAGCAAUAUCUUGUGACGGCGCCCACCAGAACGAUUGUGAUUAAGAACUAUAUGCAACAGGGCAACCAGCAGCAGCAACAGCAGCAACAUACCUCCGAUACAACGCCCGUGCUGCAUGCCCAGGUCAUCCAAAGCGGUGCAGGCACCAGCAACGGCAGCAACAUUAUCUCCUCCUCCUCCUCAAGCAACAAAAAUCUCAGCAAUGGCUCUCAAUUGAUACGAAAGACGCCUAUUAUACAUUCAACAACCAACAACAACAACAACAACAAUAGCAACAGCACUAGCAGCAGCAGUGGCGUGGCCUUGACCAGUGUAGUUCAGCAAACAGGAGUGGUUUCGCCUGUACAAUCGCCUACAGUUUUGGUAUCAAAGGCCACCGGUGUGCCAUUGUCCAUAGCCUCAUCGGCAGCAGCGGCAGCAGCUUUAGGUGGCUCCACAAUCAUAAGAAGUACUAGGAAUCAUCAUCAGCAGCAGCAGCAGCAACAGCAGCAGCAGCAGCAACGACAGCAGCAACAGCAGCAGCAGCAGCAACAGCAGCAGCAGCAGCAACAACAAAGAGUAACCCAGCAGCGUAAUAACCACCGAAAUCACCACCGACGUCGUCAUCUGGCGGAUAUGGAUGAUGAUGAAGAUGAGGAAGAAGAUCAGCAAAGGCAGCAAGUUUUGCAACAGCAACAACAACAACAGCAGCAACAUCAUCAUCACCACAAUCAUCAUCAUCAUAAUCAUCACAAUCAUCACUUUGAUGAUGAUGAUGACGAUGAGAAAUCAUCACCGUCCCUGGCCACAGCAGCCAUUAUAAAAGUUGAACCAAAUCUUUACUCCUCCGGUUCCGGUGACAAUUCCAAUGAUAUGUUCAUCAAAGAGGAGGUCAUGUUUGAGGAUUCAGCAGCACCGCAUUCCCCACAAUCACCACCCAGUUCAAAAUUUCGUAUAUCAAAUUUUGAUAGCGAUCUGGUGGAUCAUCAUGUGGAUUUGAAUCAUUCGCUGCCGCCAUAUGGUAAUCUCUUUGAGCCGCAUUCAAUACCGGAUAGCAUACCCGUACAAUUGUAUCCGGAUGAUGAUGAUGAUUUUCGUUUGGAUCAUAGUUCGUUGGGUGGAUUGCAUAAUACCACCUCAUCGUCGACCACGGAUGGGGAUUUCAUAAAAAAGGAAUGGGUCUAUGGCAGCGGCACCAGUUCCUAUGCCAUGAAUGGUAAAUUUGAUGAUGACAGCGAUGCGCUAUGCGAUGCGGCCAAUUUUAUAUAUAAUUGAGUGAUGGAAGAGGAGGAGAAAGAGGAGGAGGAGGAGGAGAAGGGAGAGCAUCAUCAGGAGCUAAAGCAGAGUGGAUCAUGGCAGCCAUGUAGAAGGAUGGCACCCCAAGUUCAUAGCGUAUAUAUAUAUUAUAUAACACACACACACACACACGUACACACAUACACCUUUCACCACAAAACAUAAACACCUUUAAUUCCUUGCAAUAUUUAUGGUUAUUUCCUAGUAAUUUCUUCCUAAAAACUUUAUAUUUAAGUACAAAAUUAAACAUAUUUCUAUUCUAUUUUAAUUUUUAGUUAUUUUUGUUUUAAUAUUAAGCCUAAAAGUGUUUGAAAACCUUAAAAAGUAACUUGAUUUACUUGAAUUUUACUUAAAAUUGUUGAAAUUUCUACAAGAAAAAGUAUAAUUAUUUUGAAAUAACCAUAAAUAGUUUGAGGAUUGAGUUGUAACCAAGGAAUAUAUAUAUAUAUAGUACAUACUUAUCCCACAUAUAUAGAUAAUUUACUAUCUCUCUCUCUCUCUCUCUCUCUCUCUCUCUGUCUCUGUCUGUGUUGCGCUCGUGAUUGAUCUUUAUAAGGUGAUCUUAAGUCUAAAUCAAUGUGUAAAAUAUAUAUAAUUUUUCAAAUUUUCCAAUUCGCUUCUGUUGAAACUUUUUCUCCCAGUGUGUAACCUUCUUUUCUACCAUAAUUGUUGUAGUUGUGUGUGUCUCUCUGUCUCUGUUGCUCUCGUGAGAUCUCUUUCUCUCGCUCUCUCUCACACACUCUUUCUCUCUUUUUGUGUCUAUCUCACUCUGAUCUAUUUCACUUUUCCACCCCUUUUUUUUUGAGUGUAAAAAGAAGCAAAUCAAACACCCAGCUCCCCCCAAGCUCUAAAAAUCUCACAAAAUCUUUUUUGAAGAAAAAGAGAAAAAAUUACCUUGUAUAACUCUUGAUGUGAAACACGAAUUGUUUAAUUUUUUAAGAACUUUAUUAUUUUAAUUAUUAUUUUUAUUAUUAUAAUGUAUUACAUAUCAUUUAUAUGUAUAUUAUAUAUUUAUAUAUAUAUAUAUAUAUCAACCCAGACACCUUUCUGUAUGGCGCUCAGCACAUUGUAACGAGUAACGAGUAACGAGACGAACGAGAAACCACUAAAGAACCCCCUAAUUUUAGUUGUGUUGCAUUUUGAUCUCUUUGAACUAAUAAUCGAUUUCAAAUUCGAUUUCGAUUUCGGCUUUAAAUUCAGUUCCUGUAACGUUGAGAAAAUUGUAUUAUACAUUUAAUAGAUAUAUAUAUUAUACGGACUAUAGUAAUGUGUGUGUUAUACCAAUGUGCUGUCUCUAUAUGGAAAGAUCUCGCGCCCACCAUAAUAUAUCUCGAUGUAUGUCCUGAAACCUACGCAUCCUUCAGUAUUGGCUCCGAAAUCGAAUCCAAAAAAAGAAAAAAUAAGUAAAAAACAAAUGAAAACGAAACGUUCAAAUCCGGAGAUGCUUCAAUUUUUCUUAUCUUCGAGCUUAACCUUGGUCUUUAACCGUUUGUUUUCACUUAACCACCAGUUAACCCUUAACCGUGACCCCGUUUUCACUUACCUAAAAAGCAGUAUUUGUAUUUUUUUUUGUCAAAGAUCCUUAACUUUAAUUUGAUUUUUAUUUGUAUUAUUUGUAAAACCAUAUUUAGUUAGUAGUUACUCGAUGAUAUAACAGCUUCUCGACCGUAUAACAGUUUCUAAUGUGCAAUCUCCCACUUGACCUUGACCUCUCACCACGUCUGGACUCUGAAUUUUUUGUGGUUUCCUUAAUUAGUUGCUAAGUUUCCCAACAAAAAACAAACACGAAACACAAUGUUUAUGAUUUGCAUUAAAAUUUAGAUAUAUCUAUAUGCAUAUAUAUGUAUAGAUAAUCUGUAGCUAAGCAUAAGCCUAAUUUCUGUGUAGACUCUAAGCAUGCUUUAGCUUUAGCUUUACCCACUAACAUACGAAACUGCAUAAGCAUACGAAGUAUAUAAUAUAUAUAGAAUACAGUAUAUAUAUUAUAUAUAGCCGCUGUACAAUUACUUGAUCUUUAAGCAUUAACUUUUAAUCAUUUUUUAAUUUGCAUUUACAUCCAAAUCUUUUGUGUAUUCAUGAGUUUGCAGAAUGCAAAGAUUAAAAACUAUAUAAAAAAAACAAAAAAAUAAUAUAAAAUAUUAUCCAUCUGGUAUGGGAAUCGUUUGAAGGACGAAGAAGGAGUAGAAGAGAAUUUUAGCAGGAAGAAAAAAUAAAUCCAUAAUGACAACAAAACUUCUAU
Drosophila kikkawai is the source of this 7250-nucleotide messenger RNA. Lineage: Eukaryota; Metazoa; Arthropoda; Insecta; Diptera; Drosophilidae. The record is from RefSeq and is a predicted model, not a curated record.